Molecule: messenger RNA, 3635 nt
Organism: Patiria miniata (bat star)
Lineage: Eukaryota; Metazoa; Echinodermata; Asteroidea; Valvatida; Asterinidae
Gene: micall1
Product: MICAL-like protein 1
Exons: 12
Coding region: 235-3558 (1107 amino acids)
Molecular function (GO): protein binding
Source: RefSeq, a predicted model, not a curated record
AUUUGCACAAGCCAUGAAGAAAAAUGGUUUCGCCCAAUUCGUGUUGAAACAUUGACAUAAACCAAAUCCUGUAGUGAAGUUGUGCAGCUAGGACUGCUGCCAGAGAUUUUCAGCCGUACACAUAACAGCUUACAGCAUCAAGAAUCAAGUAAAACUUACCAGUUCCUCCUCUAAACCUCUGCGGCUGUCAGCGGAGGUCAUCAGUAGAUAGCCUCACCUGUCCCCACCCCAACCAUGGCUCUGUCUGGGACCAAGGCCCUGCUGGUCUGGUCCCAGCAAAAAACAGAAGGCUACAAAGAUGUCAAAGUGGCCAACAUGCAGAAGUCCUGGAAGGACGGGCUGGCCUUCUGCGCCAUCCUGCACCACUACCGACCGGAUCUCAUAGAUUUCAAUUCCUUAUCCAAGGAGAAUGUACGAGAAAACAACCAAUUGGCAUUUGAUGUUGCCGAGCAGGAGUUGGGUAUCCCAGCCCUACUGGACCCUGAUGACAUGGCCACCAUGCACGUACCGGACAAACUCAGCAUCAUGACCUACGUGUCACAGUACUACAACUACUUCAAGGAUAAGAAGCCAAUUAAGGAUAUUGGGGGCCAGAAGACCAGGAUGGCAAGCAAGAGACCGGCAGGGGAGUCCCCGCUACAACACAAGCCCAACAAGCAGCCCACCUUGGGAGACACCUGUGCAAUAUGCGGCAAGAAGGUCUACCUGGUGGAACGGCAGGUAGCGGACGGCAAGCUGUACCACCGCAACUGCUUCCGCUGCACCAAAUGCAGCACCACGCUACGGCCCGGCGGCUACAAGGCCACGGCCAACCCCAAGCAGCUGGAGUGCCUGGAGCACGGCGACAACAUCUGGAAGCUGCGAUCGGACAUGGCCAGCCGGGCCUCCAAGGAGAAGAAACAGCCCAGUGAUGGCGGGAGCAUCUGGGAGGCCAGGCCUGGUGCUAAGGCUGUGGCCAGCGGUGGUGGCAGCCCGUGGGAGAAGCAAGAUGCAAAGCCAGCUCCAAGAGAGAGUGGCGGGGUAGGUAGUUUAUGGGAAGCACGGUCUGGUUUGAAGCCUGUGCCCACAGACAGAAGUAGCUCUGGAGGUCCGUGGGCAAAGCAGUCUGAUGGUAGACAGGUUGGGAGCAAAGACAAUGCCAAAGCAGACCUAGGGAAACCAGCCCUGCCAUCGCAAAAGCCCCUUGUACCUGGAGCCCUUCAACCGCCUUCCAGUAAGCCAGCCGUACCCAUGCAUCCGCACCUGCUAGCUAGUAAGGCAGCUCGGGAGAGGUUCAACAACCCAGCAGCAACUCAAGAAACGAAACCCGCCCAACAGCCUCCCCCGAAACCCUCCCCAUGGGCAUCAUCCCCAAGUGGUGCAUCACCGGAAAAGAAUUUGGACAGUGAUGUUGCAAAGACUGAGUCGACAAGGCAAGGCUUGCUGGCCUCCCUUGCCGCCGUCAGGGGAAACAUAAAGCCUGGCACUGCAGCAUCCAAAGAGGACAUGCUAGAUGUCUUGGAAGGAGGCACGGGCCGUAAACUUGCCGUUGGGGAAGAGGAUUCUCGGGAAGCCAGCCCGGCCAGUUCAAAUUGGAGCUUGUUGAGCGAUGCCAAAGAAACCUCCAAGAGCUCCAGCAAGGACGAAGAGAGCAACUCGGAACUACCAAAGGAGGGCGAGAAACAACCUCCUGAAAUGGAUGAAAUGAAAGACGAGUCAGCUCCCACUGUGGAAACUCAUUCUAGAGAUAGUGGGCACACAUCCUCAGAUGUCUUCAGCUUAACGAGCAUCAGCUCCAUCAGCCCAACCAACAACUCAGAAACCAGCAGUUUGGAUACGGACCAGUUGAACUUUGCCAGCGGUAUCGAUCCUGAGAAGCGUUCAUCGGCUCUCAGCAGAGACAGCACGAGUGACCAUGAGGGGGUAACAGCGACCCACCUGAACCUCUCUGAUUCAUUCUGCCUGGAGUAUGACACCACCAAAGCAGAUGAGCCUGCAAGUGAGACCUCCAAUAAGGAUGGAGAACCAAGUAACGCUAAAACAGACUCUAAAAAAGAUGAGGAAGCUGUCAAGAAAGAACUCAAAGCAGAUAAACACGAGAGUAAGCCAGAAAAGCCUGCGAAGGACAAUUAUGAUGAGAGUCUGAAUCCUUUCGGAGAUGAUGACGAUGAAGAAGAGGAAGUCAAGGAGAAAAAAGAUAAUGGCUACAAGAAUCCAUUUGACGAGGACUCCGAGGAUGAUGAUGAUGCCUACGAUGACAGUCUCAAUCCUUUCGGAGGGGAUGACGAUGAAUCUACGCUGGGAUCACCUGUUACUCAGUGGCCCCCUCUCCCAGCGGGAGGCAGUUCACAGCCCGCAGAGAUCCCUAAUCAGCAAUCAUCGUACAAAGUCAAAACCAGGCAGGAGAUCCUGCAAGAGAUGCAACGGGACCGUCACACGCUGAAGGCUCGCCAGAAGCGUCCGGCGCCUCCGAGGCCAGACGGAGGCCCACCCAGGCCUGAAGGAGCUGUCCCGCCCAGACCCAGCGCACCUCCUGACCGACCAGGCUUGUCCAACUCCAAGGAGAAAGACGUCGUGAAGCCCCCGCUAAGAUCACGCAAGAGCAGACCCGCUCCGACUCCGCCAAAGGAGAACGGCAGACCGCCAGAGACUAAAGAUCUCAAAUCUCGUCCAGACAAGCCACCUCCACCCUGCCCGGAAAGCCGCGACCAAAGAGCAAACUCUGAUGUAGCCACGAAACCGGUACCCUCACCUCGUUUGAAAAAGCACAUAACACCAAACAAGGAAGACGACGGUAGGAUUUCACCGGUUCCCUCUCCAAGGAGGAAACGUUCAGUGGGAAUGAAAACUGAGGAGGAGUCGCCUAAACCCUCUCCAAGGAUGCGAAGAGGAACUGAUCAACUAUUGGACAGGAAAAAGGUCAAGCCCCCAAGGCCGACCUCUGAACCCAUCAAGCCACCCACACAGGGCUCCAGGAAGAGGGCGCCAGCACCUCCGCCCAUUAAGAGAGAGGUUGAUAAGCAUCACAUCGAUCCCACCAUCAUCCAGAAGGAGCUUUGUGAGAUUGAGAUCCAACAGCGCGAGAUGGAAGGCAAGGGUAUCAAACUGGAGCAGAGUCUUAGAACGGACAUGGAAGGGAAAGAGAACCAAGACAAUGAGGAACUUCUCGUGGAAUGGUUUGCACUGGUCAAUGAGAAGAACAAGCUACUGAGACGAGAAGGGGAACUAGUCGCACAAGCUCAGAUGCAGGACCUGGAGCUGCAACAGGCGGAGAUCGAGUACGAGCUGCGCUGCCUGAUGCACAAACACGAGCACCAGAAGACGGACGCCGACAACGAACGGGAGGAGAAGCUCUUGGAGAUGCUGGUGGAGGCGGUCACCAAGAGGAGCCAGAUCGUGGAGAGACUGGAGGACGACCGGAAACGAGAGGAGGCCGAGGAUGAAGACAUCCAGUCCAUGAUGGAGCAGAGCGUGCCCAAAAAGGAAAAAGGAACAAGCAAAAAAGGUUUGGACAAGAAAAACAUGGAGAAGAAGAAACAAAAGAAGAAAAAAGUCAUCAGCGGCCUCCUAGGCAAAUAACCUCUCCUAUGCACUGCUCAAAUGCCUAUAGCUUUCUUGGUUGAUAUUACAAGAUGUUUUAGAUUUCCUCCCCCCCC